UUCUGCAGCACUACUUUUGCGUUGAAACUUCAGCCGGACGUGUUUGCGGGAGCGCGUUAGAAAUUUGCUUCGAAUCAAUUUAUCGUGCGUCUGCGUCGUUGUGUGAACAAAAAAGUGUAGCAAUAAUAUUGAAAAGGCCAUUUGGAUAGGGAGUCGGACAAGGCCAAGCACAAGGACUGCGAUAUAGACGCAAACGUUAGCCGCUCACCGUUAGCCGUCAGCCGUUUUCCCGUCAACUGUAUUGCCCGUUAGCCCCGUUAGCCAUUUGACCGGCCGGACAUUACGCAGAGCUGAGGAGCGUCGUUAGUGUGUGGCGCGUGGGGGGCGGAGCAGCGACGGCCUGGUCCAACUUGUAGUCGUCGUUCGUCGUUCGUCGUCGUCGUCGUCGUCGUCGAAGUCAAGGAAAAUGUCUUCGCCAUUAGCGCAGAGCAACAACAGCAACAGCAGCCAGUCGCAGUCAUCAGCAGCAGCAGCAGCAGCGGCAGCAGCAGCAGCGGCAGCGGCAGCGGCUGCUGCACAGCAGCACAAUCAAAAAUCAAAUUCAUCAGCUGCCAGCAGCGUUAACAAUACACACGAAAAGAAUGCGAGCGGAACGACGGGGACGACAGCGGGUGCCGGCGCUGGCGCUGGAACUGGAAGUGGAGCAGCAGCUGGCUCAGGAUCGUCGGGCGGCACGCCACAGAGCCCCACAAAACGUAGCACAAUAUCCACAAAGGAGCGUGUGAUCGACAGCGUGCCGUUCCCACCCAGCCGUAAGCUAACCUGCGCCGAUGUCUUCGAUGCGCGCACCGGCAAGCCGCACCACGAUGUACUUAAGCAGCAUUUCAUACUGGAGGGCCGGAUCGAGGAGAGCGCCGCCCUGCGCAUCAUCCAGGAGGGCGCCACGCUGCUGCGCCAGGAGAAGACAAUGAUUGAUAUUGAGGCGCCGGUCACCGUCUGCGGCGACAUCCACGGCCAGUUCUAUGAUCUUAUGAAGCUAUUCGAAAUUGGCGGCUCGCCGGCAACAACAAAGUAUCUGUUCCUGGGCGACUAUGUGGACCGGGGCUACUUCAGCAUUGAGUGCGUCCUCUAUUUGUGGUCGCUGAAGAUCACGUAUCCGCAGACGCUGUUCCUGCUGCGCGGCAAUCACGAGUGCCGGCAUCUGACCGAGUACUUCACCUUCAAGCAGGAGUGCAAGAUCAAAUACUCGGAGCGCGUGUACGACGCGUGCAUGGAUGCGUUCGACUGCCUGCCGUUGGCGGCGUUGAUGAACCAGCAGUUCCUCUGCGUGCACGGCGGACUGUCGCCGGAGAUACACGAGCUGGAGGACAUCAGGCGGUUGGAUAGAUUCAAGGAGCCGCCCGCCUUUGGCCCCAUGUGCGACCUGCUGUGGUCCGAUCCGCUCGAGGACUUUGGCAACGAGAAGAACUCGGACUUCUACACGCACAACUCGGUGCGCGGCUGUUCGUAUUUCUACAGCUACGCCGCCUGCUGCGACUUCCUGCAGAACAACAAUCUGCUGUCGAUCAUACGGGCGCACGAGGCGCAGGACGCCGGCUACCGCAUGUACCGCAAGAGCCAGACCACCGGUUUCCCCUCGCUGAUCACCAUCUUCUCGGCGCCCAACUAUCUCGACGUGUACAACAACAAGGCGGCGGUACUCAAGUACGAGAACAACGUGAUGAACAUCCGACAGUUCAAUUGCUCGCCGCAUCCCUACUGGCUUCCCAACUUCAUGGACGUGUUCACCUGGUCGCUGCCCUUCGUCGGCGAGAAGGUCACCGAGAUGCUGGUGAAUGUGCUGAACAUCUGCUCCGACGACGAGCUCAUGACCGAGGAGAGCGAGGAGCCGCUGUCGGACGACGAGGCGGCGCUGCGCAAGGAGGUCAUCCGCAACAAGAUACGCGCCAUUGGCAAAAUGGCGCGCGUCUUCUCAGUGCUGCGCGAGGAGUCCGAGUCAGUGCUGCAGCUGAAGGGGCUGACGCCCACGGGCGCCCUGCCCCUGGGCGCUCUGUCCGGCGGCAAGCAGUCCCUCAAGAAUGCCAUGCAGGGCUUCUCGCCCAAUCACAAGAUUACCUCAUUUGCGGAGGCCAAGGGACUCGAUGCGGUCAACGAGCGGAUGCCGCCC
Messenger RNA from Drosophila navojoa, 2107 nucleotides. It is a transcript of the gene CanA-14F, whose product is annotated as Calcineurin A at 14F. Gene Ontology annotation, molecular function: calmodulin-dependent protein phosphatase activity. Lineage: Eukaryota; Metazoa; Arthropoda; Insecta; Diptera; Drosophilidae. The record is from RefSeq and is a predicted model, not a curated record. Gene Ontology annotation, biological process: calcineurin-mediated signaling.